Messenger RNA from Panicum virgatum (switchgrass), 1182 nucleotides. RefSeq names its product homologous-pairing protein 2 homolog. Gene Ontology annotation, cellular component: condensed nuclear chromosome; DNA recombinase auxiliary factor complex. The transcript is spliced from 6 exons. NCBI's taxonomy places the organism in Eukaryota, Viridiplantae, Streptophyta, Magnoliopsida, Poales, Poaceae. Bases 169 to 852 code for a protein of 227 amino acids. The record is from RefSeq and is a predicted model, not a curated record. Gene Ontology annotation, biological process: homologous chromosome pairing at meiosis; meiotic strand invasion involved in reciprocal meiotic recombination; meiotic joint molecule formation. Gene Ontology annotation, molecular function: recombinase activator activity; double-stranded DNA binding.
CCAGGCCAAGGCCAACUAGGCAACAAGCCCACACACACAACCCCCAGGCCCCACCACCCCACGGCUUCCCCAACAAUCCAUUGCCCGCCGGCGCUCUCCGCGGCUCCGCCUUUUCCCUGUCGAGGAGCAGCAACAAGCAAAGCCACGCCGGCGAGCGGGCGGGAGGCAAUGCCGCCAAAAUCGGAUAGCGUCGAAGGAAUCGUCCUGGGUUUCGUCAAUGAGCAAAACAGGCCAUUGAAUUCACAGAAUGUAGCUGACGCGCUACAGAAGUUUAAUCUGAAGAAAACUGCAGUACAAAAGGCACUGGAUGCAUUGGCCGAUAGUGGACAGAUUUCCUUCAAGGAGUAUGGCAAGCAGAAAAUUUACAUUGCUCGGCAAGAUCAAUUUGACAUUCCAAAUGGGGAAGAACUUGAGGAGAUGAAGAAAGCAAAUGCCAAGUUGCAGGAAGAACUUGCAGAUCAAAAGAAAGCAAUUAGUGAGGUUGAAUCUGAGGUACGAGGUCUGCAAUCAAACUUGACACUGGCAGAGAUUAAGUCAAAGGAGACUAAAUUACAAAGCGAAGUCCAGGAAAUGGAAGAGAAACUCGAUAAAUUGCAGAGUGGUGUCAUCUUGGUGAAACCUGAGGACAAGAAGAUCAUUGAGGAUUCUUUUGCUGAAAAAGUUAACCAAUGGAGAAAGCGGAAGAGGAUGUUCAAGGAGCUUUGGGAUAAUAUUACUGAGAAUAGCCCAAAAGAUCAGAAGGAAUUUAAGGAAGAGCUUGGCCUUGAGUAUGAUGAAGAUGUUGGCGUGAACCUGCAGUCUUACACUGACAUGCUGGCAAGUCUUAACAAGAGGCGUAAAAUUUCUCGCUGAUGUAGCAUGAGUAUCUAAAUCACAAGUCAAAAAAUCAGUUACAGAAGUUUUGCCAACUACGCAUCAUGGUCCUGCUGUUUCUUACAGUUUCUGUAGCUGAGCUGUUCCAGAAUCCAGAUUGAUGAUGUUGUCCUCUGUUAAUAUUUAAUUAUUUAUUGCCUUAUGAGUGUUCUAGUGGGUAGUUUCAGACCUUAGCGGAUGUGUUAAUCCUGCCAGCAAUGAGGUUUAAUAUAUCUCUGAACCAGUUGAGUGACACCAAAUUCUCCACCCUCUUUGAUUGUAUCUAAAACAAUGCAUACAGCAAUAUAUGAUGAUUUGGCACCCUGCUUA